Messenger RNA from Triticum dicoccoides, 615 nucleotides. Its product is annotated as auxin response factor 5-like. The record is from RefSeq and is a predicted model, not a curated record. The transcript has 4 exons. The coding region runs from base 106 to 402 and encodes 98 amino acids. Gene Ontology annotation, biological process: regulation of DNA-templated transcription; response to hormone. Lineage: Eukaryota; Viridiplantae; Streptophyta; Magnoliopsida; Poales; Poaceae. Gene Ontology annotation, molecular function: DNA binding.
CUUUGGCUCCUCCGCCCUCUGCUCUGCUGUGCUCGGCAGCCGAAUCUCCCUCCGCCCGCCCGCCCGUGGUCAGAAACCCUCGGCACCUUGCCCCUUUGCCAGAGGAUGCCGUUAACUAAGGUGCACAAACGUGGGGCUAUAAGCCGUUCCAUUGACAUUGGUAGCUUCUCUGGAUACGGAGAACUGAAUCAAGCUUUGGCCCACAUGUUUGGCAUGGAAGGGCAACCCGAAGAUCGACAGAGUAUAGGUCGUUGGAAGUUUAUCUACCAGGAUUAUGAGGGUGACUUCCUAUUUGUCGGUGAUGACCCAUGGGAGGAGUUUGUGAUCAUCGUCAAGUCCAUUUGGAUCCUGUCACCUCAAGAGGUUCUUCAACCGAUGUUUCCGGGUGGUGAUUUAACAUAAGGCUGUAGCCUACCAAAUCAACGCAGUGAAGAAUAUAGUGUAUAUGUGUGAGCUUAUUGUUGUGAGGGCUAAAAUUCUCCUAAGGCUAGCUUGAUCAUGGGUGCUGCGACGCGCCAUUUAAAUGCUACGUACAUUGUAUCUGGGCUAUACAUUUUUCGUGCUUGUACUAUUUUCACACAACAAUAGUGUGUUUAACUCUGAGAAAGAGAAGAU